AUGGCGAUUUUUUAUUUCAUUCGGGAACCGGGAAGUCUGUACGAAUGCGUCACUCUGAUUAGCCGGGUGCAGUUCGUCAUGGGCUGCACUGGAUUCUUUGAGCGUGGAGGCCGCUUUGUCAGCAACAAAUGGACGCGUCUCUACUCCCUGAGCUGUGCGUGCCUGGCACUAGUUGGCUUAAGUGCCACCAUCUAUGCUUUGGUGCGAACUGAACUGAUGCGAGAGCGAAUGCAGCAACUGGACAAGCUCGUACUGAGCAUCAUGGCCAUGGAACUGGUUCUCUCCUCACUUGUUUUCGUGAUCACAAUGCUCUCGCUGCACUCCUGGACGCAGCGUUAUGUGGCCAUCUAUCAGCAACUGGCUGAGAUCGAUAAACAGUUGAUAGUCGACUUUGGCGCCCGCAUGAACUACGGCAAGGUGCUGCGCAAACACAUUGUGGUGCUGUCCACGGUCGCAGUCCUGUACUUGGGCGCUGUGAACAUGGGUCUGGCGCGCCUAGCCGAGGGCCAUCAUUUGGAAAUCGUGGUGCCCGCUGCCCUGUGCUAUAUAAUUAUAACAGGUGGUCCGCAUCUAACGGGCUUUGUGCACAUGAGCCUGGCCGAGCUGCUGGGCAUAAGAUUUCGUCUGUUGCAACAGAUUUUGCAGCCGCAGCGACUGCUCAAGCCACAGCUGGAAAGACGCUUACGCUCUUUGGUCGACAUGGUUAAGCAGCUGCAUUAUCUGAUCAUGGAUAUCAAUGACGUUUACAAUCUCACCUUGUGGUGUGCCAUGGCACAUGAUUUUACCCUGAGCACGAGCGAGCUCUACAUCAUAUUCGGACGCUCGUCAGACAUAAGCGACAGCAACCAGGAUGUGGGCGAGACGAUGGGCGUGAUGCUAAUGGCUUUUCUCUCCAUCUGCAUGCUGGUGCCCGUCUACAAGAUGCUCAUCGCACCUGUCUACUGCAGCAGAAGCAUUGAGGAGGGCCGCAAAUGUUUGCAUUUGCUCGAGCAGCUUGACAACUGGUUUCCGGGGAAUCCAGCUAUCAAACAGCUCGUGGAGUCCAUAAUGCGCUGGCGUUUGCAGUACAAAAUCGAGUAUACGAGUGGCAGGAGCACGGUGCUCGAUAAAACCGUUAUUACCUUGUAUACCUCGAUUGUAUGCAACUAUUUGCUGGUGCUCAUCUCAUUUGCCAUGACGCAGCAGCUGGGCGAGCAAGUGGAACAGCAGAAGGUCGCUCUACAGGAUUGGAUAGGCAUUUAA
Messenger RNA from Drosophila hydei, 1242 nucleotides. It is a transcript of the gene Gr57a, whose product is annotated as putative gustatory receptor 57a. NCBI's taxonomy places the organism in Eukaryota, Metazoa, Arthropoda, Insecta, Diptera, Drosophilidae. The transcript has 2 exons. Bases 1 to 1242 code for a protein of 413 amino acids. Gene Ontology annotation, biological process: sensory perception of taste. The record is from RefSeq and is a predicted model, not a curated record. Gene Ontology annotation, cellular component: membrane.